AUGUUAUAUUUAUCUUUUUAGUCUUCUAUUACAUUUUAUCUUGCAAAAAAGCGUUCUUUGAAGUAAGAAAAGUCAAAAAAGAAAUAAGGAUUCCUCGUUCUGUUUAUGCUAAAUCUUUAUAGGAUAAGCUUAUAGUUAAGGUAGAUGUAUAUAAUAUUUUCAUCAUAGAAUAUACGGAAAUUUUCAUCAUAUAAUCUAAUGUUCUCAGUUGUAAUAGAAAUUUAUUCUCUUGGUUUUUUUUAUAGAGGGAACUAUGAAGAUAUUUUGAAAAUUGUUUGUAAACUAUAAAUAAAUAAUGCAAUCUAAUUCAUCGAAAAGAUAAAUUGCUGCUGUUAAACUUAUGUUAAAAAAUUCCAUUUCUUCUUGAACAGAAUAUAAUUUUAAUAUGAUUUUUCAAUUUUAUUGCUCUUUUUAUUUUAAAAUGGGAUUUCUAUUUUUUCAAGCUCACUAUUCACAGACCAAUUAGGAAAUUAGUAAUUAAUGACUCUCAAAUUAUAUGCCAUUUCUACUUUUCUUUUCUUGACAUUCAUCAAAAUGCUUUACCUCUUUUCUAAUUCUUCUUUCGCCUUCUACUGCUCUUUCUUUUGGUUCUCUAAAUAAACUUUUAGCAGCUCUAUUCUCUUUUUUUUAUAUUAAUUUGUGAUCUCAAUUUCUUUGGUUUAUAUUUAUAUCAUUUGCUUGAACUCUUCGUAGUCCUAAAUAUCAUCUUUAAUCUCACAUAAUUUUUUUUGGUAAAUACUUAUUCGCUCAAUAGCAUUUAAGUUAACUAAAUCUUAAAAUUUGUCUUUAGCUAAAUUCUUCAAUAGUUCUGAAUGUUCGUCAAUAAAUUUUUUCUGA
Molecule: messenger RNA, 837 nt
Organism: Tetrahymena thermophila SB210
Lineage: Eukaryota; Ciliophora; Oligohymenophorea; Hymenostomatida; Tetrahymenidae
Product: transmembrane protein, putative
Exons: 1
Source: RefSeq, a predicted model, not a curated record